AUGGCCAAUUCAGCUUCAAAAACAGAGCCUGUGCCCGUCAUCAUUUGGUGUGUACCUCGAAGCUGCAGUACCGCGUUCGAGCGUGGAUUCCUGCAGAGGAAGGACACGCGAUGCUUUCAUGAGCCGAUGGGCGACCCUUUUUACUUUGGCGAGACGAGGCCUAAUCGGCGUUACAGCGAUGAGGAGUGCAAGAAGAGCGGCUAUUGGGACAAGACCCUCGAAGGGACCAUGAGGUCAUUGCUUGAGCCGUCGACGUACGAUGUCGACGUUGCCAAGGGCAAGACGGAGUGCAAGUACAUCUUUAUCAAGGACAUGGCUCUCUAUCUCUUUGCGCCCGACCUGUUGCGCGCGCUGCAUCCAUCUUCCAAGUCAUACCCAGGCGAAGCCUCGAGCGGCGACAAGCUCAGCAAGCAGCUUCAGGGUCUUGAGAACCCGACGGUGCUGCCCAUCGACCUCCUGCGCAGGUUUAAGCACACAUUCCUCAUUCGGACACCCCAGAAGAGUGUGCCGAGUUACUAUAAGUGCGUUGAGGAGAAGAUGAUGGGCUACAGCUACUUUGAUCCCGCAGAGGUGGGCUACGCCGAGAUCAAGAUCCUCUACGACUGGAUGUCAAACCCAGAAUCGAGCUUCAACAAGGCUCCCGAAGACGAAUUGGCCACCUAUCCUGGGCAAAUCCAGUCUCAGGCCCAGCCUCUUCCUUUGGUUGAUGCCUCCGUCCUGCUGUCCAACCCCGAGCACACGAUCUCGAGCUACUGCGCCGCCGUCGGCAUGCCUUAUGAUCCUUCGAUGCUCAGCUGGGAGAGUGGGCCGGUCGAGGAAUUCGCAAAAUGGGGUGCCUUCCACGCAGUUGCAGAAAACAGCACCGGUUUCAAGAAGGAAACCCCCAUCUGCGACGAGGCCGCCGCGGCGGGCAAAAGGACGUCAACCUCCUCGGCAUCGUCGGGUAGCGAGACGGAUACGUCCAAGCCGGGUGGAAGUGGCAAGAGGCAGCUCAGCCAAGAGGUCCUCGACACAAUCACCGCAACUAUGGACGCGUACAACUACCUCUACGCCCGGCGAACAAUUCACGCUCCUGCUGCCGAUGGUAAGAAGUAAGACACCUAGUGGACCCUUUGUUCUGAUUCUCGCAUUUCCUGUCUUUCUUGUCGAGCCAAAUUGUUGGGAUACGUGAGGUGAUGGGGGACUUUUGACAGCAUCGCAUUCUCUUCAUCGAAUAAAAUAAGCACCGAAAGUGGCGUGGGACAUUGUUGUGGAUAAAGAUAAGGAUCGGCAUCUGAGGCUUUGAGCACAGGGUAGGUAGCAGAGGCAGUCGUCAACGGUAAGUUGUUCUUCCAUCGCUUUGGUCAAUAGCGUGCAAGCGACAUGUAAUUCAUCGCCUCUUUUCCUUUGUGGGGGCCGUCGAAGGGACGAAGUACUGAG
This is a messenger RNA of Acaromyces ingoldii, 1419 nucleotides long. RefSeq lists its product as hypothetical. The transcript is spliced from 3 exons. The record is from RefSeq and is a predicted model, not a curated record. Bases 1 to 1095 code for a protein of 364 amino acids. NCBI's taxonomy places the organism in Eukaryota, Fungi, Basidiomycota, Exobasidiomycetes, Exobasidiales, Cryptobasidiaceae.